GCCAUCUCCAGGACUCAUCCACUCAGCAAGACACCAGCGGAGCGGAACACACCAUGCAGACGGUCUCAAAGUUCAUAUUUGGGCCUACCCAAGAGGAGCGGGUCAAGGCGGUGCAGUCCAAGCUUCGAUCUGAGCAACGAGCAUUGGAUCGCGAGAUGCGGAGCAUCGACGGCGCCGCCGCCAAGGCCAAAUCAGAGGUCAAGCGGCUGGCAAAGAAGGGCGAUGUCAAGAAUGCAAGGAUCCUCGCGCGAGAAGUGGUGCGGUCCAACAAGCAAAAGAACCGCUUGGCGCUGAGCAAGGCGCGCUUGAACAGCAUCCACAUGCAGCUGCAGCAUCAAAUGGCAAUGUACAAGGUGACGGGGAGCAUGCAAAAGUCGACUGAGAUCAUGAAGCUGUCAAAUCAGCUCGUCAAGCUGCCCCAGGUUAGCAAGGUCAUGCGCGAGAUGAGCCAGGAGAUGAUGAAGGCCGGCAUCAUGGAGGAGCUCCUGGACGAUACGCUCGAUUCUGGCGUGCUGGGCGAAGACGACGAAGAGCUAGAGACUGAAGCUGAAGGAGAGGUCGACAAGGUCCUCUUCCAGCUCACAGAUGGGAAACUGGGGCAGGCCCAAGACGCAGAUGCACUGCCAGAACUCAAGGGGCCAGAGCCAGUUGUCGCCGAGCAGGAAGACAGUACAAAGGAGCAGGAGGACAUGCAGAGGAUGCAGGACGCCCUCGAUGGCCUCCUUCGGGGUUAAUACGCUUGCCGUGAUCUCUUGUACAGUACUCCAACAUAUUCCCAACUUCAGAUACAGGCAGACUCAAUUGCAAAGGACAUUGUCGUCAUCAACGUCAGGGUAAUCGUGUUUACGAACGGAAAAUACAGACUGGUA
This is a messenger RNA of Acaromyces ingoldii, 869 nucleotides long. RefSeq lists its product as hypothetical. The coding region runs from base 54 to 734 and encodes 226 amino acids. The transcript is spliced from 3 exons. Gene Ontology annotation, cellular component: multivesicular body; ESCRT III complex. The record is from RefSeq and is a predicted model, not a curated record. Lineage: Eukaryota; Fungi; Basidiomycota; Exobasidiomycetes; Exobasidiales; Cryptobasidiaceae. Gene Ontology annotation, biological process: endosome transport via multivesicular body sorting pathway; protein transport; late endosome to vacuole transport.